AAAGGCCCUGGACCCCCCGCUGCCUGAGCCAGCCUUCCUGUUUUAUGUUGGAGAAAACAGAGGUCCGGAGCGAAGUGAUUGGACCGGAGUCACCGAGCGAGUGAAGGCCGAGCUGGUUUUUAGAACUAGGCCUGGGGUUGCAUUGCUGUUUAAUGUAGCACAGUUCGUGAUGGAAACUGUAGGAUUUGGAAGCGAGGACCUUGCCUUCCACGUCUGACCCUGUGUUUAUAUGCUGUGUGGCUUGACACAAGUGACUUUAUAUCUCAGAGCCUCCCUUUUCUGAGUUAGGCGUCAUCAUCAUAAUAGCAGCAGUUUAUGGCACUUAAUAUGUAUCAGGUUUCACUACUGUGUCCCAGGAGGAGGGCGGCGUCUGCUGCUGUCUCGUGUGUUCCAGCCACAGAACCUUCGGGAAGACCAGGUGCUCUCCCUGGAGGGCAGAUCUGGGGACCUGACCUGUAAGAGCCAGCGGCUGAUGCUGCAGGUGGGCCUCAUCUACCCGGCAAGCCCCGGCUGUUACCACCUCCUGCCGUACACUGUUCGUGCCAUGGAGAAGCUCGUGCGAGUGAUAGACCAGGAGAUGCAGGCCAUCGGGGGCCAGAAAGUCAACAUGCCCAGCCUCAGCCCGGCAGAGCUCUGGCAAGCCACUAACCGGUGGGACUUGAUGGGCAAGGAGCUGUUGAGACUUAGAGACAGACAUGGCAAGGAGUACUGCUUAGGACCAACUCACGAGGAAGCCAUUACAGCCUUAAUUGCCUCCCAAAAGAAACUGUCCUACAAGCAGCUUCCCUUCCUGCUGUACCAAGUGACAAGGAAGUUUCGAGAUGAGCCCAGGCCCCGCUUUGGUCUUCUCCGCUGCCGAGAGUUUUACAUGAAGGAUAUGUACACUUUUGACUCCUCCCCAGAGGCCGCCCAGCAGACCUACAGCCUGGUGUGUGAUGCCUAUUGCAGCCUGUUCGACAGGUUAGGGCUGCGAUUUGUCAAGGUCCAGGCCGAUGUGGGCAGCAUCGGGGGCACAAUGUCUCAUGAGUUCCAGCUCCCAAUGGAUAUUGGAGAGGACCGGCUUGCCAUCUGUCCCAGCUGCAGCUUCUCAGCCAACGUGGAGACGCUAGGCAUGUCACAAAUGAACUGCCCUGCUUGCCAGGGCCCACUGACCGAAACCAAAGGCAUUGAGGUGGGGCACACAUUCUACCUGGGUACCAAGUACUCGUCCAUUUUCAAUGCCCAGUUUACCAAUGUCUACGGCAAACCAUCCCUGACUGAAAUGGGGUGCUACGGCUUGGGCGUGACCCGGAUCUUGGCUGCUGCCGUUGAAGUCCUCUCAACAGAAGACUGUGUCCGCUGGCCCAGCCUACUGGCCCCUUACCAAGCCUGCCUCAUCCCCCCGAAGAAGGGCAGUAAGGAGGAGGCGGCCUCUGAGCUCGCAGGGCAGCUGUACGACCACAUCACAGAGGCAGUGCCUCAGCUUCACGGGGAGGUGCUCCUGGAUGACAGGACCCAUCUGACCAUCGGAAACAGACUGAAAGAUGCCAAUAAGUUUGGCUACCCCUUUGUGAUAAUCACUGGCAAGAGGGCCCUGGAGGACCCUGCACAUUUUGAGGUUUGGUGUCAGAACACUGGUGAGGUGGUCUUCCUCACCAAAGAUGGAGUCAUGGAUUUACUGACCCAAGUGCAGACCAUCUAAAUGUCCCCAGCCCACCCCUGCCCCCACCUUGCAGCCUUGGUGCUCAUUCUAACACUGCAUUUUCCUACCCCUUUCCUGGACUGCUCUCUCCGGGAACAGCACAGCUCAUGGAGGGUGAGAUCAUGUUAGGGAUGCCAAUUUUUAUCUAGUCAUUUGUUCAGCUUAUUUGUACUUUAAGUCAUUAACUUGAUCCCUUUCUUCAGACUGGCCAUGCUGCCCUAUACCUUUCCUUUUGUAUUCCAUUGUGGAAGCUUCUAGGAGGCUGAGAGGCAAGAGACCCAAGUUCCAGUCUUGGGCCUCUCGUAAAUCACAUGUAGGAUGAGACUGGCUGAUGGCUGAGGGUCCCACAACCUUCCCCACCAGCCGUCAGUUUGACCACGGGCCUUUUGCUACAUUCUGUCCAGAGGGCAGGCCUGCCAGCCCGCCUCCACCGAGAAGUUGGGCUGAGAGUGUGGGGAGAAGAAUCGAGAUCUGACUGCCACCAACCCACUGGUGACUUAGACACAUCCCCCACCCCUGCUGGGGCCUCAGUUUCCCCAUCUGUAACUUGAGAAAAUGGAACUAGAUCUGUAAUAUCCUUAUACGGGUCACUGGGGGGUUCCAUGAGAGGUUUGUGACAGACGGAUCUGGUUCCUCUGAUCCUCCAGUCAGAGGAACUGAUGGCCCAAAAGCUACCUCAAGAGACCUGGCCCCAUUAAGAUGGCUUAAGCACUGAGAUCAUGUUCUACUGAUUGAGUAAAGUCAAACUAUUGGAAGGA
Molecule: messenger RNA, 2439 nt
Organism: Cebus imitator (Panamanian white-faced capuchin)
Lineage: Eukaryota; Metazoa; Chordata; Mammalia; Primates; Cebidae
Gene: PARS2
Product: prolyl-tRNA synthetase 2, mitochondrial
Exons: 2
Coding region: 473-1681 (402 amino acids)
Biological process (GO): prolyl-tRNA aminoacylation
Cellular component (GO): mitochondrion; cytoplasm
Molecular function (GO): proline-tRNA ligase activity; ATP binding
Source: RefSeq, a predicted model, not a curated record